AUGUCUUCCACUUCUCCUGACGGUGAAUGGGCCAUUCAGGCUUCCAACCUCACUUACCACCAUGUACAGACUACAGAACCUUCCCUCGUCGAUAUCAACCUCACUCUACCACAUGGUUCUCGCACAAUUCUAAUAGGCGCCAAUGGCGCGGGCAAAUCUACCCUCUUGCAGCUCCUCGCUGGUAAACGUCUUAUCUCCGGUCCUGGGGCCAGUGUCAAAGUCAAAGGUCGAGAUGUCUUUCGCAACACUCCGUCGGGUGUGACUUUCUUAGGGACGGAGUGGGCGAUGAAUCCUGUUGUCCGCGGGGAUAUAACUGUUUCGGCAUUCCUGGACUCUGUGGGCGGCUACAGGCAUAAAGAACGGAGAGACCACCUCUUGGAUAUUCUGGACAUAGACUUGGACUGGAGAAUGCAUAUGAUCUCUGAUGGAGAGCGGAGGAGAGUACAGCUUUGCUUCGGACUCAUGGUUCCCUGGGAUAUUCUUCUCCUCGACGAAGUGACUGUCGAUCUCGACGUACUCGUGCGAAGCGAGCUCUUGAACUUUUUGAAGGAAGACAGCAUUAAGAGGAAAGCGACCAUCUUAUGCAAGUCACUUCCCGCCUUAUAUCAUGCUACCCAUAUCUUUGAUGGUUUGAACGACUUCCCUACUCACGUCGCUCAUAUGCGCUUUGGUACAUUUGUGGAACCGCCGAUUACAUGGCCUUUGAGUUCCCUUGGGGAAGCCAAGUCUAGUCCACUUUAUAACGUCGCGUUGAGGUGGUUGCAAGAAGAUCGAGAAGAGCGAAGGAGGCUGGAGAAACAAGGGCGGAAGAUGCGAGGUGCUAGACGAGAUCAGACUGUGCCGUCAGAUUCUGAAACGUUCUACCGAAAGUAUGAUUACACGCACUGAGUACUAGUAUACUUAAAAUACAAUUUUUGUUGUGACU
This is a messenger RNA of Coprinopsis cinerea okayama7#130, 925 nucleotides long. RefSeq names its product ABC transporter. The transcript has 7 exons. Lineage: Eukaryota; Fungi; Basidiomycota; Agaricomycetes; Agaricales; Psathyrellaceae. The record is from RefSeq and is a predicted model, not a curated record. The coding region runs from base 1 to 888 and encodes 295 amino acids. Gene Ontology annotation, molecular function: ATP hydrolysis activity; ATP binding.